Nicotiana attenuata is the source of this 1018-nucleotide messenger RNA. RefSeq lists its product as uncharacterized. NCBI's taxonomy places the organism in Eukaryota, Viridiplantae, Streptophyta, Magnoliopsida, Solanales, Solanaceae. The transcript is spliced from 3 exons. The coding region runs from base 536 to 697 and encodes 53 amino acids. The record is from RefSeq and is a predicted model, not a curated record.
AACAGAGUCCCCUGAAAUGGACUGAGCACCAAAGGAAGGACCUACAUUGGGCUGGUUUAGCAGAAGAGCCAGAAACAUGUUUAAUGAAGUAUUUGGUGAUGUAUUGAGAUCAAUAGACUGUGAUGAAUUAAGGCGAAGAGAAGUCGGGAGAAAAAAAAAUGAAAUAGAGGAUGCAUUAACUUUCUCUUUGUUUUCCUUAAUCAAGUUCAUAUACUGAUUUAAAUAGUUAUUUCAUUUAAUUUGAGAUGUCUAUCACAUACAUUUUCUUAAAAAGUUCAUGUUGGAUAUUAUAAGAAUAGGAAAAAGGAUAGUAGUAAGAAUUAAUAUUUAAUUUUUUUCAUUUUCGAUUUUUUCAUGACUGCGCGAAGCGGGCAAGUACACUAGUACAGUACCAUACAACAGGAAGAACCAUCCAAACAAGCUCCAAACCGAUAUUCGCAAGCUGAGUGUUUGCUUCUAGGGCUUAUAAUAUAAAAAGAGAUCAGGAAGCUUCUUUCUCAAAAUUCCAAUUUUCCUCCAUUUUGCACUAUCAACAAUGGCGCCUCUUCCAGCACCUUACGCCGGAACUAGCACUCUUGCUCUGGUGGCGCGUGCAUCGGCGUUCACGUUUGGACUUGCUUACGGUAAUAUUAAGCUCAAGUAUCUCAGGGCAAAGGCCAAGUCUCAAAAGAAGGUUGAAGCUAAGGCACAUCAUUGAAAGAGAGAGCAUAUGUUGGAUUUGAUGUCUGCUGAUGAGAUAAGAAACGACGAUUAAACUGUUUCACUUUUCACCUGAUGCUUGGGGUCAUCAGUUUGACUUGUCGCUUUUCAAUUUUGUGUUGAGAGCUUUUAGGUAGUUUUAUGAUUUUUGGUGGUUCAGUGAUAAUUCAGCGAUACCAGUUUAAAGACUGCGUCAUAGAUCUGACAACUCAAUAAUCUGCUUUGUUAAACAAACAUCCUGAAGCUAAAACGGCAUUAAGUGAUGGGCGUCCAUCAAUUAUGAAGAUAUGUAGAUUUGCCGUAAAUGCCGAGCUUUGAA